This is a messenger RNA of Camelina sativa (false flax), 2101 nucleotides long. The record is from RefSeq and is a predicted model, not a curated record. Lineage: Eukaryota; Viridiplantae; Streptophyta; Magnoliopsida; Brassicales; Brassicaceae.
UAGAAGUUACCUCUUACCUCCCAAAAACAAAUCUCUCUCUCUCUCUCUUUCUACAUCGCCGACGAGGCAGGAACGACGACCAAUUGAGACGUUGACCCUUAAUCCGAUUUUCAGCAGAUUUGAUUGUUUUUUGAACAAUCUCUCUUUCUUUCUUUCUCUCUUUGGUCCAGAAUAAGAAAAGUCUCUUCUUUCUUCGUCUUCUUGGAUCUCUCGUGUUUGUAAUCUCUCAAUCCCUGAAAUUUAUAAAAAAUCAAAUCAAAGAGGGGAGUUUUACAUCAGAUCUGGCGAAUGGAUAGCAGUUACUCUGUGAUCUCCAAAACUUCUUACGUUGAGUUACAGAAACCAUCUAAUGAUAAUAAUGGAAUCCCUGGAAAGCCCAGAAACAAGUUGCUUGCUUCUGACGAAGAAAGCUUCGUUAACGAUUUUGACGAUACCCUCCGCAACGGUGCCGGCGAUGAAGAAGGUGAUGAUGAUCUCGAUUUCGAUAUCUCUGCUUAUCCACUCGUUCAUGGCAAGUCAUCAUCAUCCAAUCAAGGAUCUGGUGUCUACGGUGCCGUUUUUAACCUCACCACCUCUAUUAUCGGCGCCGGGAUCAUGGCAUUGCCCGCCACCAUGAAAGUCCUCGGCUUGGUUCUAGGGUUUGUUUUGAUUAUCCUCAUGGCCAUCUUGUCUGAGAUUAGUGUUGAGCUCCUCGUUAGAUUUGCCGUUCUUUACAAGUCCAGAUCUUACGGCGAGGUUGUUCAAUCCGCAUUGGGCAAAACCGCUAGGGUUUUGUCCGAGAUUUGUAUCAUUGUCAACAACGGUGGUGUCCUCGUUGUUUAUCUGAUUAUUAUGGGGGACGUCAUGUCUGGUUCUCUUCAUCACAUUGGGGUUUUGGAUCAAUGGUUAGGGAAUGGUUUCUGGGAUCACCGUAAAGUUUUGAUUUUGAUUGUUAUGGUCAUCUUCUUGGCUCCUCUCUGUGCUUUGAACAAGAUUGAUUCCUUGAGCGUUACAUCAGCUGCUUCUGUUGCUCUUGCUGUUGUCUUUGUGGUUGUCUGUUUUGCUGUCGCCACCAUUAAGCUCAUCGAAGGAACCAUCGACCCUCCUAGGAUGACUCCUGAUUUUGGUUCCAAAAAGGCAAUCUUGGACCUUCUUGUUGUCAUUCCCAUUAUGUCCAACGCUUACGUUUGUCACUUCAAUGUCCAGCCGAUCUAUAACGAGCUCGAAGGCCGAUCACCUCAUAAGAUGAACCGAGUUGGGAGAAUCACAACAGCCAUUUGUGUUGUUGUCUAUGCUUCAACUGCUAUAUCGGGUUAUCUCCUCUUCGGCCAGGACACCGAAUCAGACAUCUUGACCAACUUUGAUCAAGAUCUCGGUAUCCGUUUCAGCUCUGCGGUGAACUACAUUGUCAGAAUCGGCUACAUUCUACAUCUAGUACUCGUCUUCCCCGUGAUCCAUUUCUCCUUGAGAGAAACCGUCAAUACCUUACUGUUUGAAGGAUCGCCUCCUCUAUCCGAAAGCAAAAAGAGAUCAUUUGGGCUAACUGUGGUCUUGCUGGCUCUUAUUUACAUUGGCUCAACGAUGAUCCCAAAUAUAUGGACAGCUUUCAAAUUCACAGGCGCAACAUCAGCAGUUUCGCUUGGUUUUACAUUCCCUGCUCUUAUCGCAUUACGGUUAGGGAAACAGAGCAAUACAUUAAGCCUCGUCGAAAGAUCUGUGUCGUGGUUGAUGCUAAUCUUGGCCAUUGUGGUUAGCAUUGUUGGAACCCUUGGCAAUAUAUACAGCCUCAGGAGCAAAUCAGAUUGAUACUAUUAGCAAGUUUUUUUCAGGAUCUUGUAGAUUUUUAUACAAAUCAAAGAUUCUCAGUCCAAUACCGAACCGGAAAUCUUCAGUUUUGCGACAGCUACAUGCAGCACCUUUAGGAUCUCUCAAUCAAUGGCGUUUGGUUCAGACUAAAGCCUCAAAGAUUUCCGGUUUGUGAAUUCUCUAUGUAUACGAACCAGAUUCUUGUGAUAUAUUAUUACAUGUAUACGCAUUUUUUCUGUUUUUUUUUUUAAUUAACAAUCUCCUUUAUCUGGCAAGUUUCUUUUCUCCUUAUAUACUAGUAUAUCCUUGGAUCGUU